UAAAAAUUUAAAUUUCAUUGCAGGGAGUAAGGUUAAAAUAGGAAGAAAAUCUGAAUACUCUACCAACUAUUAAUGCAUGCUGAAUAACUCUUGAAUUUUCUUACCGAGAUUUCAUUGCAGGCUGAAAAUCCCUUCCACGGUGUUAAAUAUUCGGGAAAAUUUUGCUGGCGAAGGCGUCCGUCUAUAUAAAUUUGGUGCUUAAGAUCUUCUUCUGCACAUUCAGGGAUUCCAAAGAGCCAAAUCUUGUAACAUUUGGCCCACUAUUUGAAUCUUUCUAAUAAAGAAUUCACCCAACUGCUAAAUGUUACAGUAUGCUUCCGCUGUCGAUACAUUUUCUAUUCAAUCUGGUUAUCUUUUGGCGAAUUUUGGCCAGACAAUUAACCAGUCGUAGCUUGUUAACCAACAUUUUAUUUUUGAUUUUGGUAAUUUUAAGGUUUUGGUUAGCAGUCCUUAUGUGAGUUUAAGUUGAGGAUUCUGUUGAGUAGGUUUUCUUUAUUAGCCGUCAGAAACCUUGCUAGAGCGGUAAAAUUUGUUGUUACUGGUUUAAAGGCCAAUGAAUUUGUUAGAGUUCGUCAUGAAAUAUUGACUGGGAAAUAUCAAUUUGGAGUUAAUGGAAUUUGGUAUUUUGCGCAGAAUGGAGGAUUUGGAGAGCUUUUGGUCACUUUUAGGCUGUAAACCUUGGGAUUAAGGACUUUCUUGCCCAACUUGUAUAAAUUCCCGGGUUUCUGCUUCAUGCCGGCGGAUUCAAGUUUUUUGUCAUCGAUUUUCCUGUUUCUCUAAGGAUUUGAGAGUUAACUUUUUCGCUUUCAGAAAUCUGAAUGAUAUUGCUGUUUAUUUAAAGUGGAGAUGCCGACAACAUUAAAGAACCCAAUUUCUUGUGCUGAGUUUUUUCAAUGGGGAGUCCGCAAGCGUAUCCGAAGGGACAAACCACAAGUAAAGAAGGCCGAGAAGAUUAUGGAGAACAAAUCCACCAUUUGUUUGGAUAGACUUGCUGCUGCAGGGAUAAUCCCCUGUUCCCCACAAGAACAGUGUCUUCAAAUCCCCUGUUUCCCACAAGAACAGUGUCUUAAAAUCCCCUGUUCCCACAAGUACAGUGUCAUCAAAUCCAAUCAGGCCUUGAUAGAAUGAUAGCACUGCCCUCCAAUAAAAGCUUUCAUUCCCUGCUAUCUGCUCCGGAAGGAAGCAGCAGAUGACAGCAACGAAUGAAUAAUAUAAUGUGCACCAGGAGCAGCAAUAAUACAGAGGGAGGGAACACUAUGCAAGACAACAAGCCCUUGAAUCUGGACACUUUUGUUUGGCCAAAAUUGAGCCUAAGCCUGUCCCAAGGAGAGAAAGAGGAAGAUUUCCAGGCAAUAAAGGGCUCAAAGUUGCCAUUGAGACCCAAAAAGCGUCUCAAGUGUAUUCAGAAGGCAAUAGAUAAUCUUACUCCUGGUUUUUGGCUUAGCGAUGUUUCUCAAGAACGCUAUGAAGUCAGGGAAAAUAAAUCCACAAGAAAGAGACCGACGGGUUUGAAAGCUAUGCAAGGAGUAGAUAGUGACUUGGAAUAAGCAGGCUGUUCCAUCUCAACUGUACUUGCAAAGACUGUUUAUUUCAAUUUAUGUAUCAUAAACCACAUUGGUUUGUCAGGUACUGGAGAUCACCCAUUCAAUUUGUCUAGUACAUGACCGGAAAUUGCAAACCAAGCCUAGAAAGCUUGAGAAACUCUUGAUUGGUUUGCAAUGUAUGUGAAAUCUAAAGAAAUGUACAGAAAUCAGCACUAACAGUUAUGAUGGAUGUAAUUUUCUGACUUCCACUACAAUCCCAAAACAUUAUUUAU
Cryptomeria japonica (Japanese cedar) is the source of this 1816-nucleotide messenger RNA. RefSeq lists its product as uncharacterized. The record is from RefSeq and is a predicted model, not a curated record. The transcript is spliced from 3 exons. Lineage: Eukaryota; Viridiplantae; Streptophyta; Pinopsida; Cupressales; Cupressaceae. Bases 1203 to 1547 code for a protein of 114 amino acids.